This is a messenger RNA of Panicum virgatum (switchgrass), 1323 nucleotides long. Its product is annotated as 36.4 kDa proline-rich protein-like. The transcript is spliced from 2 exons. The record is from RefSeq and is a predicted model, not a curated record. The coding region runs from base 48 to 911 and encodes 287 amino acids. Lineage: Eukaryota; Viridiplantae; Streptophyta; Magnoliopsida; Poales; Poaceae.
CACACUCCUCCCCUCUAGCUUAGCUUGUACCACUGCCAGCAGCAGCCAUGGCGGCGAGCGGCAAGAAGCUCCCGCCGUUCCUCUUCACGCUGCUGCUGCUGCUCUCCACCGCCGUGACGCCCAUCCUCUCGCUCCCGGACGCCGACCACGAGGUCGACUGCGACUGCGACAAGCCCAAGGCGCCCAAGCCGUCGCACCCGCCCAAGACCAAGCCCUCCUACCCGUCGCCCAAGCCCAAGAACCCCAAGCCGCCCAAAGGCCCCUCCUACCCGUCGCCGGCGACGCGCCCGCCCAAGGGCCGCCCCUCCAACCCGCCGGUCACUCGUCCUCGUCCUCCGGUCGUCGGCCCGCCCAAAGGCCCCGUCACGCGCCCGCCGGUCGUCGGGCCACCGGUCACGCGCCCGCCGGUCACACGUCCGCCGGUGACCUACCCGCCGAUCACCGGCCCUCCGACGACGCCGCCGAUCACCGGCCCACCGGUCACGGUACCCCCGAUCACCGGCCCACCGGUCACCGUCCCUCCGAUCACCGGCCCGCCCUCGACGACGCCUCCGGUCACCGGCCCGCCGGUGACCAACCCUCCCGGCGGCGGCGGCUCGACGCCGUGCCCGCCGCCUCCUCCCGCGACCCCGACGCCGACGCCGUCGUCGCCGACGUGCCCGGCGGACUCGCUGAAGCUGGGCGCGUGCGUGGACCUGCUGGGCGGGCUGGUGCACGUCGGGCUGGGCGACCCCGUGGUGAACAAGUGCUGCCCGCUGCUGGAGGGCCUGGUGGAGCUGGAGGCGGCCGUGUGCCUCUGCACCACCAUCAAGCUCAAGCUCCUCAACAUCAACAUCUACCUGCCCCUGGCGCUCCAGCUGCUCCUCACCUGCGGCAAGACGCCGCCGCCCGGCUACACCUGCACCGUCUGAUGAUGGAUCAACUAGCAGUAACCCGUGCACACAUAUAAUGCAGGGUUUUUGGAGUGAGUUUCUUCAGUAGUUUGAGGAGAAAUUAAUCGACAUGAGAGGAUGUCGUCGUCUGCUUCUUCCAAGCUAGCUAGGCUCCAGAAGAGAGGAGCACGUCGAUCUGCCGACGGAUCAUGAUCGCUCUAGCUACCUGUGUUUGGUUGUUUUUUUCUGUUGUUGUUUGAUCGUUCUUAACCGGCCUGCCUGUUGAGUUGUUUCAGUUAAUUUCGCUGGUCUCGGCACAGCUUGAUUGUUUGUGUGUGUCGUGUGGUUCAGUUCGAUGCAAAGAGGGUUGAUGGCUGAUUUCUGCUGCCACUAUUAGGUCACGGUGAAGAGCUUGCAUGUCCCCAAUAAUUUUGUGCACUUGUGUUUUUCA